Molecule: messenger RNA, 6159 nt
Organism: Betta splendens (Siamese fighting fish)
Lineage: Eukaryota; Metazoa; Chordata; Actinopteri; Anabantiformes; Osphronemidae
Product: neuroligin-4, X-linked-like
Exons: 9
Coding region: 1034-3664 (876 amino acids)
Biological process (GO): postsynaptic membrane assembly; neuron cell-cell adhesion; chemical synaptic transmission
Cellular component (GO): cell surface; postsynaptic specialization membrane; synapse
Molecular function (GO): signaling receptor activity; neurexin family protein binding
Source: RefSeq, a predicted model, not a curated record
AUCGCAUCUAGUGGGAGAGAGAGAGGGAGAGAGAGAGAGAGAGAGAGAGAUGGGGGAGGAGAAAGACAGGAAGAGAGAGGGAGAUUGAUCAUUUGAACGUCCUGGGCCUUUAUUCCUCUGAGAAGCACUUAAAUUUCCACUAGAACCAAACCCGCAUUUUUUAUAUCUACUUUUCUAGGAUUAAAGGCUUGAAGGCUGUGCUUGUGUUUUUUUUUUUCUUUUUUGGGAGUUAUUCCCACCAAGGAGACGUGCCACCACCACCACCACCAUCAGCAGCAGCAGCAGCAGCAGCAGCAGCAGUAGCGGCAGCGGCAGCAGUGGAGGAAUAUCUCCCAAUAUCCCAUCCCGGGCACGUCGGAGAAGCUGCAGCAGCGACGAAGCGAGAGAGGAAUAUUUGCUGCGAGCGGAAACGGGAACAUGCUCCGUGGGAUUUCUGCCCUCUCACCCAGCCUGGGAGGCAGUGUGAGCUUGUUAUGGGGGUGACCGGACGGAGAGAGUGACAGAGGAACAGUGAUGCUACUGUUUACAUAACGAAAGACUCUCUCACCCACGCACCCACACCCACACCCACACCCACACACACACACAGACACACACAGACACACACACACACACACACACACACACACACACACACACACACACACACACACACACACACACACACACACACACACACACACACACACGCUCCAAUACCUCACGCACGGCAAUGCACCGUUUCUUAAACUCUUCUUCACAUACAUACAUCUACAGACACUUAUUCAAGGGACUCACUGACUGAGUCACCAGACACUCAAAGGCACAGCAUCACUGACUCACACACGCACACAGACAGAUACACAAGGGGAAAAGGUUGUUUUGCUAGAGCCAGGACAGUGUGUUGUAUGUGCUGUGGGCCAAACUUAGUAGCAGCUGUGUGUGAGUGUUGGAUACAUUUGAAGGGUCAGCAGAGCCAUAACUCUCCCCCUCCCCCAGUCCCUUCCUCCUCCGCUCCUAUCUCUCAUAUCCCAGCUACCCUGAACACAUCACCAUGUCUGAGCUGAGGACCAGGAGGAGUCCCUCUCCCUCGCCUCCUCGCCCGUCCCCCUCCUCCCCCCUUGGACUCCUGUGUCUCCCCCUGUCCCUCUGCCUGUCCGUCUGCCUCUACUCGGCCUCCUCGCUGGCGCAGCAGACCGUGCCCGUCAUCUCCACGGCGCAGGGCCGCAUCCGCGGAAUCCUGACCCCGCUGCCCUCGGACCUCCUGGGGCCGGUGGUCCAGUACCUGGGAGUGCCGUACGCCCGGCCGCCGACGGGGGACCGGCGGUUCCAGCCGCCCGAGCCUCCGCUGCCCUGGCCCGGGAUACGGAACGUGACGCAGUUCGCCCCGGUGUGCCCGCAGUCGCUGGACGAGAGGAGCAUGCUGGGAGAUAUGAUGCCGUCCUGGCUCACGGCGAACCUGGAUAUAGCGGCGACGUACCUUACUCACCAGAGCGAGGACUGUCUCUACCUCAACAUCUACGUGCCCACUGAGGACGACAUCCACGAGGAGGGGGGCCAGCGGCCGGUGAUGGUCUACGUCCACGGCGGCUCCUACACCGAGGGCACUGGCAACAUGAUGGACGGCAGCGUCCUGGCGAGCUACGGCAACGUCAUCGUCAUAACCCUCAACUACCGCCUGGGAGUGCUGGGGUUCCUCAGCACUGGUGACCAGGCAGCGAAGGGGAACUACGGCUUGCUGGACCAGAUCCAGGCUCUGCGCUGGGUCAAGGAGAACAUCGCUGCCUUCGGCGGAGACCCCAGCAGGGUCACCGUGUUCGGCUCGGGGGCCGGGGCCUCGUGCGUCAGCCUCCUCACGCUGUCUCAUUACUCCGAAGACCUGUUCCACAGGGCCAUCAUCCAGAGUGGCAGCGCUCUGGCCAGUUGGGCCGUCAACUACCAGCCCAGCAAGUACGCCCGACAGCUCGGGGAGCGAGUGGGCUGCGGCAUCGACGACAGCACCCAACUGGUCGCCUGCCUCCAGGGCCGCAGCUACCGGGAGCUCGUGGAGCAGAACGUGACGCCGGCCAAAUAUCACACGGCGUUCGCGCCGGUGAUCGAUGGCGACGUCAUACCCGACGACCCCCAGAUCCUGAUGGAGCAGGGGGAGUUCCUGAACUACGACGUGAUGCUGGGGGUUAACCAGGGGGAGGGCGUGAAGUUCGUGGAGGGCAUCGUGGACUCGGAGGACGGCGUCACCGCCGAGGACUUCGACUUCGCCGUGUCGGACUUCGUGGACAGUCUGUACGGCUACCCGGAAGGCCGCGACACGUUGCGGGAGAGCAUCAGGUUCAUGUACACGGACUGGGCGGACCGCGACAAUGCGGAAACCCGACGCAAGACCCUGGUAGCCCUGUUCACGGACCACCAGUGGGUGGCUCCAGCCAUCGCCACCGCCGACCUUCAUGCCCAGUACGGCUCCCCCACCUACUUCUACUCCUUCUACCACCACUGCCAGAGCGACGCCACGCCUCCCUGGGCUGACUCCGCCCACGGCGACGAGGUGCCCUAUGUGUUUGGUGUACCAAUGGUGGGACCCACUGAUCUGUUCAACUGUAACUUCUCCAAGAAUGACGUGAUGCUGAGCGCAGUGGUCAUGACUUACUGGACCAACUUUGCCAAGACUGGUGAUCCAAAUCAGCCGGUUCCUCAGGAUACCAAGUUUAUCCACACCAAACCCAACCGCUUCGAGGAGGUGGCCUGGUCCAAGUACACCCCCAAAGAGCAGCUGUACCUGCACAUCGGGCUCAAGCCCCGCGUCCGGGACCACUACCGGGCCACCAAGAUCUCCUUCUGGCUCCAGCUGGUGCCCCACCUGCAUCACGUCAACGAGCUGCUCCAGUCGGUGUCCUCCUUCACGCACAGCCCCUCCCCUCAGGACGACACCCCCUACUCCUACACCAAGCGUCUCUCCAAGGGCUGGCCCCCCAGCAGCACGCGGCACCCGGGUCCACAGGGCGGGACCCCGCAGCCGCCGGAGUCGGCGCUGGGCCAGGGCGGCGCCGAGAGCGGGGCGCGGGUCCCCAGCGAGGACUACUCCACCGAGCUGUCCGUCACCAUCGCCGUGGGGGCGUCGCUGUUGUUCCUCAACAUCCUGGCGUUCGCGGCGCUGCUCUACAAGAAGGACAAGAGGCGGCUGGAGCACCGGCGGCCCCGGCCUCUGCCUCCGCCGAGGCGGGACAUCACGCCCGCGGACGUGGCGGCCCACCUGCAGGGAGAGGGCCUGAUGUCGUUACAGGUGAAGCAGCUGGAGUGCGACGCAGCCUCAGCCGACGAGAGGAACAACACCCACCACCAUCACACGCUGGACACGCUGGACGCUCUGGACGGUUUGGACACCCAGGACAUCUACAGCACCCUGGACACGGUGCGCCUCACGUGCCCGCCUGACUACACCCUCACCCUGCGCCGCUCGCCCGACGACGUCCCCCUCAUGACCUCUUUGACCCCGGGAUCGCUGCCCGUGACCCCCGGGUCGCACCCCGUUACCCCGGCGACGCCGAUGACCCCCAUGACGCCUGGCUCGGUGGUGGGGAUGAGGAUGGGUCAUCCUCACCAGGGAUACACACACCACAGCCCGUAUAGUAAUACACACCUGCCGCAUACACACAUCUCCACACACACACAUUCUACCACGCGUGUAUAACCGCAGCAAGACACUCGCACAUACAGGGACAUGAAUACUGCUCACACACGCAUGCACACCCACACACACACACACACACAUGAAACAAAAGACUUAAAUACCUCUACUAAUUACCCUGCAGGAUUGUUUCAGAUGGAUGACAGAAAGACAUUUUCAGAAACAGGAUGAAAGGACAGACAGCUGUGUGUUGCAUGUCGGGGGGAAACUGACAAAAGACCAGAGACCACGCAGGUUCCCAGGAGACCCAGUUCUAUGCAUCGUUUGCUCACAAGGUGGAACGAGAGGAGACGAGACAAAAAAAUAAAAAGAGCCUCUCGAAACCCGCUUCGGAUAUUAAAUCCUCUGCUUUUUCGGAACCUGCGGAGGAAGAUGAGCACCGUGGAGAACGGGUCACAUAGAUCAGUUUACACCUCCUCCUGUGCCCAUGUUGCCCAGUGAAGCGGUGCCAGGGCCGAGCGGAGCAGAUGCAGAUGCAGAACCGAGCUGCGAGGCACCACACACAGACUGCUGAUGUCAACUUGAACAACCUGUGAAAUGUGAAUGUAGCAUUUUUUUUUUUCCAUUACAAGAUCAAAGGCCCUAUCUGCCAAGGAUCAAACAAAGCUGAGGAGAAAAUAAGAAAAACCCAGAAAGAGGUGGAUAUAUAAAAAAAACAAAACAAACAAAAAAACAGACAGAAGGGAUUAAAAAAACAACCUUAUCUGGAGGAAAAGUUAGUCAGAUGGUGGGAAAGAGAUUAAGAUUUCAGUGAGAGGGAUUUAGCAGCUGUGAGAGCGAGAAAGACUAAAUGAGAUAGAGCGAUACGGAAAACACGGGAAUGGAGCGUGUGCCAAAAGGAAGAAAUGGGCUUGGGAAGAAGAGGGGGCCUCUGAAGGGUUGCCAGACCUGCUGAAGAAUCACUCUAACCAGCUAUGUGUUCAACUCCUGUAAAUAGAAUGGAAAGAUACAGAUGAUAUAUUAUGAUUUAUAGCAUUUACCUGCUCUUGCAUUAAAACAUGGAUUAUUUAACCACAUUACUGCUUUCAUUUCAGAUAUUACUAUAUUAUUGUAUAGAUGUCCUGAAGCAAGGCUGGCUGUCUUUCUAUCUCACCCAUUGUAGUAUGUACACAGUACCUUUAUUUAAAGGCUAUAUUUGCUAUGCAGUCAUUCUUUACUAUGUAAGCGUUUAGGUACUCGUUUAGUAGUUAGUGUAGGAACUUUUACGCGCCGCCCUGUCUCUUUGUUUGACCAUCGGAUGAGGAGCUACAGUCGUACUGUGUAGAUAAUGCAAAACCGGUUUGAUGAUUGAGCACCAGCCAAAAACAACGACCCCUGACCCUUUGUCCCAUCCUGUGCUCCUCGUCCCCGUGUUCCUUGAAUCCUUCUUACUAGUUUUUCUUUUUUUUUAAAUAUUCGCAACCUUCAGUGACGUUUCCACAGGCAGACCAUUGUUGACAGCGAGCCCCUAAAAAAGACAAGACUUUUUAUACUGAUUGGCCCUUUACGCCCACAGAGAAGAACCUGUAAUUGCUCUUUCUACAACAUCAUCUUCACGGUGUCACCCGUAAUCUGCAGAGACGCGCGGCUCCGUCGCCUCCGUUUGAAGGUUGCCGUUUGCUUUUGUACUUGCAGCACAGUCAGGUGUUAGGAGCCAAAUUGGAUGAGCGAGAUGGAGCCUGUGUGGAGCAGGGGAGAAACAAAAACAUGCCCAAACAUGCUGCUUUUUAAGCCUUAAUAUAUUUUUAAUGGAGCAAUACUUAUUGGAGCAAUACAAAUUUCCACCAAGACAUGCUUUAAAAGAGGCAAAUUAAUUAUUUAACCACCAAAAAACACAGUAAGUGAAAAAAAUGCCGACUCAGCGGCGGUGGUUCUUCUGUGUUGCUGUAACAGAACAUCCAGAAUUUGUAAAACUCUGCUCCAGGAAACUGUUCGGUUUUCUAUUUUACAGUGAAUAUAUUCAGUACUGUUAUGGAAACCACCCACCCCAUCGAUCUCGCAGCCACGUUUGUGUUACAAAUCCUGCCUUUGUGCCAACGGAGCAACUGACCCCAAACUCAAGCUUGGAUGCCGAUCGGUAAAGCGACCAAAGGCCUUAACCCUGAUGUUGUAACCUCUUGUGAAUUCCGUUCUCUUUGCUCCUUUCCUCAACCAGACCUGCGUCCGUCCCACCCAAACUCGUACCGACCCCCCCCCCCGCUGUUUCUGUGCGACUACAUGCAGCAUUGUCCCAGUGAGGCCUAAUGUAUUUAACCUCCUGUCAUCCUAAGUAACAUCCUCAUGAAAGAAUUUAAUCAAAUAUCCGCAGAGUACAUGAAAUAUGGAAGGUGGUCAUUUUUAGGACGGCAAGCAAAGGAAUUUUACAAAAUGAUCUAAAAGUAACAUUUAAUGGAUGUUUGAUUGACUGAAUAUUUUUUUUCAAAUGGGUUUAUGGACUCAGCAGGUGGCUGGAUUGUGUUAAGCAUAAAACAUUUCUGCUGCAUUUUUGAAAAAUAAAAAUAUCAGUAUUUUACAAUUUA